ACCCUAAAGAGAUGAACUAAAUUUAAGAAAUAAUAUUUAAUUUAAGACAAUAUCAGCCUAAACUAUAUAUCAAACAAAAAUAUUUAUAGUCUACAUGUAAAUUCAAAAUAAACUGAAACUGAAACUAUUCACACCAACUGAAACUGCCUAAAUUGUGGAAAAUGCCUAACAAGACCUGUACGUCUUCUUUAUGAUCAUGCACAAAAAAUGAGUUCCACAAUUCUUGUCAUGCUAAAACUCUCAAAACAGAAUUGAAUAUGCAUUGCAAAUUUGUAAUGCAUAAAUAAAAUAAACAAGACAUUAAGAAGUAAUGUAUGUUGUUUAUGAUUAUAAAUAUCAAGCUAUGCUAAUGCUAUCAUUUAACAUAUCCACUAAAAAGUAAGAACUAACCAUGAGGACAACUAUAACAUUAAGCAUUGUUAUACUCAAUCUUGUUGUGUGCAAUCUAUGGAUAACUGCAAGUGCAUUUCCUGCAAUGCAGACAAAAACUUCAACUGACCCGAAAGUCAUGAAGAAGAGGUAUGAAACUUGGCUAAAACGACACGGACGACAUUAUGGAAACAGAGAAGAAUGGGAAGUUCGUUUCGACAUUUACCAGUCAAAUGUUCAGUUUAUAGAGUUUCACAACUCUCAAAACCACACUUACAAGCUAACAGACAACAAGUUUGCAGAUCGUACAAAUGAAGAGUUCAAAAGCAGCUAUUUGGGUUUUCUGCCUCGGUUGCGUGCACAGACAAAUUUCACAUAUCAUAAACAUGGAGUUCUGCCAAAAAGCGUUGACUGGAGGAAGAAAAGUGUUGUUACACAUGUCAAAGAUCAAGGCCGUUGUGGAAGUUGUUGGGCAUUCUCAGCCGUGGCAGCUGUGGAAGGCAUCCACAAGAUAAAAACAGGAAAGUUAGUUUCUCUAUCAGAACAACAGCUGAUAGAUUGUGAUACUAAAAGAGGGAAUAAAGGAUGUGAAGGUGGCGACAUGUAUAUAGCAUUCAACUACAUCAAAAAGCAUGGAGGGCUAGCUACUGCUAAAGAAUAUCCUUUAACAGGAACAAGUGGUACCUGUAACAAAGCAAAAGUUAAAAGCAAUGCGGUAACUAUAAGCGGCUAUGAAAAAGUACCUGCUCGCAAUGAGAAAAUGCUAAAAGCUGCAGUUGCUCAUCAGCCUGUCUCCGUUGCAACUGAUGCUGGAAGUUUUGCAUUUCAAUUUUAUUCAAAAGGUGUCUUUUCUGGAAGUUGUGGAAAGGACCUCAAUCAUGCCAUGACUAUAGUUGGGUAUGGAGAAGAAAAUGGUGAAAAGUAUUGGCUUGUGAAGAAUUCAUGGGCAAAUGACUGGGGUGAAUCAGGUUAUGUUAAGAUGAAGCGUGAUAUUAAGGAUAAAGAGGGCACUUGUGGCAUUGCCAUGGAUCCUACCUACCCUGUCAAACAUUAA
This is a messenger RNA of Trifolium pratense (red clover), 1423 nucleotides long. Its product is annotated as zingipain-1-like. NCBI's taxonomy places the organism in Eukaryota, Viridiplantae, Streptophyta, Magnoliopsida, Fabales, Fabaceae. The record is from RefSeq and is a predicted model, not a curated record. The transcript has 2 exons. Gene Ontology annotation, molecular function: cysteine-type endopeptidase activity. Bases 392 to 1423 code for a protein of 343 amino acids. Gene Ontology annotation, cellular component: lysosome.